Crotalus tigris (Tiger rattlesnake) is the source of this 4917-nucleotide messenger RNA. RefSeq names its product USP6 N-terminal like (gene USP6NL). Bases 985 to 3669 code for a protein of 894 amino acids. The transcript is spliced from 14 exons. The record is from RefSeq and is a predicted model, not a curated record. Lineage: Eukaryota; Metazoa; Chordata; Lepidosauria; Squamata; Viperidae.
UACGAGUCAGUUGCCAAGUGUGUGUAUUUUGAUCAUGGGUCUGUGCAACAGUCGUAAGGGUGAAACACGGUCAUAAGUCACUUUUUUCAGUUCCAUUGUAACUUCGAACAGUCACUAAAUGAAUGGCUGUAAGGCAAGGACUACUUGUAGUGAAGCUACUCUCCUGCUAGCAAGGCUUUCCGAUGGGUGUGUCCUGGUGCCUUUUAGCUUAAUUCUUGUAAAAACCAACCCUCAACGUUCAUUAAAAGAGCGUCAAAUACUGUAGUUGCCACCCACAAGAAUUUUAAUACUUUAAUGAAGCCUUGCUGAAUUGGAAUGUUUGGGUAUUUCCAAGAGAGCUAAGACACGGCAACGCAAUCUUAUAUAGCUUUGUUUUUUUGUGUGUGUGAAGCCUGCGUGGAACAAGUUUUUUUUUCCCCCUUCUUUUUUUUGAACGGGAACAUUCUGUCUAUGUGCGUAUUUAAUAGCUGCAACUGAAAUACUUUGUAACCAAGGACAAUGUCUAUCAUUUGAUAUUCUCUUCUUGGUAUUUAUUGCCGUCCUUGAUGUUGUUCAUCUCGCUGUUGUGCAACGGGUUUACUGAAGACUCGUUUCUUCUGGAGUGGAAUGCUGGAUGUGUAGGCUGCGAUGGGAAAUACUUGCGCGUCGUUCACAACUCUCCCAAUGGCACCAUUGUUUUAAAGCUCUGUGGACAGUAAAGCAUGCCACAUUGGGUCAGUGUUUGCAGGAAUUUGAUAUUCAAACCGCUCUGAGUUACUUGAAGGUCUCAUUUUUCAAGAAAGAAGAGGAAGAGGAAGAAGAGGAAGAGGAAGAGGAAGAAGAAGAAGAAGAAGAAGAAGAAGAAGAAGAAGAAGAAGAAGAAGAAGAAGAAGAAGAAAAAUGGGUGUCAUCCCCUUUUCCUUGGAUUUUUCUGCACGAGUGAACAGAAUGGAUUUUGUAUGAUUGAUUGUUGCGCAGCGGUCUGGAAAUAGAGUUUCUUGCUCAAUGAGGACUAAAACUGUAAACAGGAUUCGGGGCCGUUCAAGGAAAGCAAACCUCAAUGGUUCUGAUGUUGAACAGGAUGCUGCUGUUAAACUUGCUCAAGAACGUGCUGAGAUAGUUGCCAAGUAUGAUCAAGGACGUGAAGGAGCCCAGAUCGAACCUUGGGAAGAUGCGGACUACCUGCUUUACAAAGUUACCGAUAGAUUUGGUUUCUUGCACCAGGAGGAGUUACCGGUCCACGAUGCAGCUUCCGAGAAGCAAAAGCAGCUUGAGAUUGAAAGAACUACAAAAUGGUUGAAGAUGUUAAAAAACUGGGAGAAAUACAAGAACACAGAUAAGUUUCAUAGAAGAAUCUAUAAAGGGAUUCCAUUGCAGUUGAGGGGUGAAAUCUGGUCCCUGUUGCUCGACGUCCCAAAAAUGAAAGAAGAAAUGAGAGGUUAUUAUAAUACUUUAAAAACUCGAGCAAGAGGAACUUCUCCAGAUAUCCGGCAAAUUGAUCUUGACGUUAAUCGGACCUAUCGGGAUCACAUCAUGUUCAGAGAUAGAUAUGGAGUAAAGCAACAAUCUUUGUUCCAUGUCUUAGCUGCAUAUUCUGUAUAUAAUACGGAGGUUGGAUACUGUCAAGGGAUGAGCCACAUAACCGCAUUGCUCCUAAUGUACAUGAAUGAAGAAGAUGCUUUUUGGGCUUUGGUGAAACUGCUCUCGGGGCCCAAGCAUGCUAUGCAUGGGUUUUUUAUUCCUGGUUUUCCUAAGCUGUUGAGGUUUCAAGAGCAUCAUGACAAAAUAAUGAAGAAAUUUUUGUCCAAGCUUAAGCAACAUUUUGAUUCCCAGGAGAUCAACACCACCUUUUACACAAUGAAGUGGUUUUUCCAGUGUUUCCUUGACCGUACUCCCUUUAGGUUGACCCUCAGGAUCUGGGAUGUCUACGUACUCGAAGGAGAGCGGAUUCUUAUUGCAAUGGCCUACACCGUUCUGAAACUGCACAGAAAACACCUGAUGAAAUUGCAGAUGGAAGAACUGGUCCAGUUUCUUCAGGAGACUCUCGCCAAAGAGUUUUUCUACGAGGAUGAUUUCGUAAUAGAACAGCUCCAAAGCUCCAUGGCAGAACUGAAACGAGCAAAGAUGGACCUCCCUGUCGCAGGUAAAGAGGAUGAAUUUCCAAAGAAGCUGGGGAAAAUGCCACCUGACAGUCAGCCCGCCAUGCUGAAUCUCACCCAUCUAGUCAAUGGACAAAAAACCAACGGUGUAGCGAAGGAGGCCCGGGCAAGCCAGAGGACUACAGAAGGGUCUCGAGAUGGUUCGCCAAGAAGAUAUGGAGAGGGAGGCCAAGAAAACUCACCUACAGCAUGGACAAAGAGAAACCGGGAGAGCCCACCCACAACACGAGCAGAGAGAGGCCGAGAAAGCUCGCCAAACCACCAAAGGCGAAAAAAUUCUCUGGAAAAGAAGCCUAUUUUGAGACAUCAGCAAAAGCCGGUAGCACUAAACACACAAAGCGGAUUGCCAAAGCACGAUGGGGAGAACCCCAGGAGAAAGCCUGAGACGCAAACAGAGGCUGAUCCCAAGCAGAAGCACAACGCAGCUGCGAACCAAAACUCCAAUGCAGUAUUAACCACAGGGAAAGAGUUUGUGCCGCGGUGGAUUAAACCUUCCAACGUUAAGAUAACGGAAAAAACGACCAAAAUCACCAUGGAGUUUAAGAUGAGAUCGCCAAAGCAGGGCAGGGCCGGAACCGCGCCUGCUCCUGACGACGAAGCUCAGCUACUCAACCUCAAGCAAAAAGUUCGGGUUUGGGGUGUGGACGAAAGCAAGCGCGGAUCGAAUGCCUCGCAGUACGACAACGUUUCCGAAGCCGGUCUGGAGAACGAAAACUUGGUGGAGCAGGCACCAGAAAGAGUUUUUCUGCCAAGUCCAAGGAACACAGCUUUCUCCAACAGUUUCAGAAAAGAGAUUGAGAAUGGAUCUAGUCCACCAAAAAUAUCCAACAGUUAUGCCUUCAGCUCUCAGCCCAGAGUCCCCAGAUAUUCAUCCCAAUCUGACGGGUCAGUUGUUGGCGCUCCCAUGAGACAGCCACCACCAUCUUACAAUAAUCCACCUGUAUACCAAGGUUUUUCUCCAAAGCACAUUACCAAAGUAGGUAACUUCACAGCCACACACUACAAUCACGGGAUACGGACCAGCUCUGCCACUCAGUUGUAUAUUCCUGAUUUUCCACCGGAGAUGGAAAGUCAUCAGAUGCUCUCUGAUAAGCCCCCUAGAAAUUAUUCUGCCCUCCACCAAAAUCUUGUUGUGACUCCUUCUAGUCGGAUAGAGGUUCUUCCAGAUGAAACCUUUCCAAGCAGCCCCGGGGCACCGAGAGGCCUCCGCCCUGCAAUUCCUCCAGUCGAUUAUCUGCCCGAUCAUAAAAAAUGGUCAGACCCCCCUUUAAUGUACAGACCGGGAGCCUAUGGACAACCCUGGGGUGGAGACGGUGGCCGAAGCCACUUGGCCAACUUGAAGAGACAUCCAGCAUUUCAGCCUAAGCCUCUUGAAGACCACAACCUUCCCACCCUUUCCGCGGACAGAUACAGGACAGCCUCAGGGGAACUCGGCCCCCCCUCCUACCAGUAUCCGAGUUCCCCUGGCCCCGCCCACCAUUACAGACACCAGGCUGAUGGAUUGUCUAUGAACGAAUCAGUGCUGCUUUGAAAAACAAAAACAACCCCCCCCCCACCACUUCCGCUCACCUAAAAGGCCAGGAAAAGAACAGGCUUUGGGUCGAGACUGAUCCCAAACGAGUAUUCUUUACACAGGACAGUUCGAACUAUGUGUAGAAAAGUAGAACACUACUUCGCAAUGUGUUACAUUUUGACAAAAGCCGACCCUGAGACAUGAGCAGAGGAAAAAUGAAAUCUCAUAAAUGUAGCAAUAUCUUCCCCCGUGGCUCUCGUGGCAGUUGUUUGCUUCAGUCGCUUCCUUGUGGAAACGACCCAGUUGCCUAAAAUUUGCAAAGCCCCCACUGAGCCAGCUGCUUUUUUGGACUUGAGAUCGCGACCCAGGAGACCCCUGGCUGGGGGGCAGAUGCAGAGUCUGAAAACGGAAGCGUGGAUGUCUAGGGACCCGUGCCCACAAAGUACUUUUUAAUUUAACUUUCAAAAAAAAAUAUUUUCGCUUAAUUUAAUUUAUAAACCAUCCGUUAUAUAGAAAGGGAUUUGGGGUGGGGUAGGGGUGGGAUGUCUUUGACUUUUUUUACACACUGCCUCGGUAGCCGCAGAAGAGAAACAAAAUUCUGGGUCCUCUGAAGACCAUCUCUAGAGAGGGAUGUGGUGGCGUAUGGCUAGCUAGAAGAAGACCUCUGUGUCCAAAUCAGUGGCAUUCUGACACAGCCAAUAAAUGGUGCUUCUGUAACCAGGACUGUAUGUGAAUUGUAGCACACUGUCAGAUAUGGGGGUUUUUGACUGACUCCUUCAAGCUUGACAUCUCCAAAGCCAGCUGUCAUUUUGAGAGUCCCAGGUGUGUCCUAGUAGGGAGGUUUCGAAGUCCAGCGAAUGCAAUUUAUGCAUUUGUAGCGUACAGGGUUAACGUGCUUUAGAAGAGGUGAGCCACUGGCCUGGUUUAACAUGGAUCUGGACUGUUCUUCCCUUUUCCAAGUGGGAUUUCACCUCUGCCGUGGGGUUCACCCAUACUGAGCACACGUUCCAUUGAUUCAAACCCCAUCUGUAUCCCACGUUUUGAUAGUUUGGUUGAGCACAUAGUAUCUGUACGUCUUGGACCCUGACAAAUGCCCCCAAUGCGUCUAUGAAGCUGCAAGCCGCACAGGGGGCACAUGAAUCUGUUCUGCACACUAACAAUAGGCUGCGCGCCUCCUGUUAAACUGCACAACCUGCUGCGUAGGAAGCAUGCAGAAGAGCAACCUCUGCUUUCCCCCCCAGAAAGAUGUUUUUUUUUUUUUUAAGG